CGUCAAAUCGUCGUUUGAAUAUUUGUUUACAAAAGCAGAUAAGUCGUUUUGAAAAUUUUGUCUUGAAUUUUAAAUUUCACGCGCAACAUUCGAUAACACCUCGUAUAAUAAAUAUAAACACUUUGAUGUUUUCUCAUUUGGUCAGCUCAAACCACAAGAAAAACAAAACAUUUUUUGUAUCUGUAUCCAGUAUUCGUUUGAUAGGGCGAUUUCAAUUGUUGGACAUAUUCACUCAAAUCCAUGUGACAAAAACCGCAAUAGGCCCUCUGUUUUCAUACUUUCAGUAAACAGGAGACCUUUGAUAAAAUUGAAUGGGCUCAUCUGAUUUAUAGCGCUAGAUAAGAAAAACUGUCAAAUCGUUGCUUUUUAUGUUGUCAUCGUGUUGAUUAUUUCAAUUAGGCAUAGUAAUGGAUGUCAAAAGAAAUAAAAGACAUUACUAUGUUGCGAAAGAAUUCUUCCAUUCCAAGUAUGGACAUAAGCGAAAAAAACAAACCGUAGCGUGCAGCUCACAAUUUGAUGAUAAUUCAUCACGUUCCGUGCAACCAACUCAGCCGUUUCCAGAACAUGCCUCAGAAGAUGAAGGUUCACUAUUUGACAAUUCUAGAUAUUCAGAAGAACUAUCAUCUUCGCCUCGUAAUGAUGUACAGGAUAUUAGAGAAGACAGUUCGAAUCGUAACACUUUCGAAGAAUCUGACAGUUUCAUCGAUUCUACCGGAAACAUCUCUACAUCAUCCGGUGGAAAUGGGAACUGUGAGGAAGGAAUCGACUAUGAUUCAGAGCUUGGAAAAAGUACCUGCUUUGAAUUAAAUGAGACGAUUGUUCCCGAUAAAAACAAGAAAAUUAAAUUCGAAUCAUCAGUGACCGUAGGAGAGGCUCAAUUGAUGGUUCUUAAUUAUUUCAUAAGACAUCAUCUUACUCAAAGUGCAUUAGUAGAUUUGCUCCGGAUGUUGAAUGUGAUGGCAGGAUUUAAACUGUUUGCCGAAAGUUUCGAAACGUUUUCUGCCGCGUUUCCCGAUCCAUAUAAUCAUUACCGUAUAUAUUUCUGCACUGAAUGUCAAUAUUGCAUCGGGAAAUGUGCCCCAACUGGAAAUGAUGUUUGUCCCUUGCCUGAUUGUGGAAGCAAAAGUUUCGACUUUUUCAUGACUAUUCCUAUUGAACAACAGGUAAGAGAAACGAUGCUCAAAUAUCAGAAAGAAAUUUCCGAUUAUCAAACAGUAGUUCGUUCAGAAGCUGUCAGUGAUAUAAGUCAAGGCAAAAUCAUCAAACAAAUAUCAGCGAAAGUUCCUGAAAAGCUAAUUACACUAUCAGUUAACACUGAUGGAGCUGCUGCUUAUCGCUGGAGCAUCAAUAAACCCUGCUACCCAAUAUUUCUCACGAUCAAUAACCUCCCACCACGGAUUCGAUUUGACAAAAACAAUUUGUUACUUGCUGCAAUAUGGCUAAGCAAAGGUGAGCCGAACAUACCUUUAUUCUUUAAGGAAUUUUGUAAAGAAAUCAUAGAGUUGAGUAAUGGAAUUAACAUAGGAUCUGAAGUAUAUAAAGUUGUCGUUGUUCAAAACUGUUUGGAUUCCGUGGCUAGACCAAAAUUACAAAACUCGACUCAGUUUAAUGGGAAAUUUGGUUGCUCGCUCUGUUUUCACGAGGGGAAAAUCGUUCUCGGAAAUCAAUUACGUUAUCCUUACAAAAACUCUCGAUGCAGAAAUCACUCUGAGACCAGACGUCAAAUGAUAGAAGCUCACAAGACAGGAAAGCCAAUAAAUGGAAUCAAAGGUCUCUCAGUAUUUCUAUCGAUUCCUUAUUUUGACAUAGUUGCAGGUUUCCCACCCGACUACAUGCAUAGUGUUCUGCUCGGUGUGGUGAGACAAAUUUGGGAGCUCUGCACAGCUUCAGCCAAUCAUGCCAAGCCGUAUUACGUUGGCCAAAAGCUGAAAGAAGUAGAAUAUCGGAUGAUAAACAUUAAAGUGCCUAGUUCUUUUUCUCGUUACCCGGGUAAAAUCGAAGAUAUGAAGAAAAACAAAGCAAGUGACUGGGAAAACAUGUUAUUCCAUUAUUUUUAUCCAUGCAUGAUAGGGCUUCUCCCGCAAGCAUAUUUGAAUAACUUCAUGUUGCUUUCAAGCUGCAUUUACCAAUUAUUAGACGUUUACUUGGCAGAAAAAACUAUCGAUAAGGUCGAAAAUCAAUUAAAGCGAUUUGUUCGUGAUUUUGGGAAGUUGUAUGGAGAAGAAAACAUGGUUUUUAAUGUUCAUAUAUUGACACAUUUGGCGGAAUGUGUUAGAAAUUUUGGAGCGUUAUGGAAUUCAUCGCUCUAUCCAUACGAAAAUGGAAACGGGAUGAUUCUAGGAUUUCGAACAGGCAAUAAUCAUCCUGUAAUACAAAUUACAAAUAAAUACGUUUACAACAGAAUUUGUCAUGACAAAUCAUUGUUCAUCAACCCAAAAAUCAGUUCCUGGCAUGCUGCUUUAUGGCAAACAAAAUCUAUUUUGCAUUUGAAAUUUGACCAAAGACUACUUUUUGAAUUGCCUAAUGAAUUGAUUAUUGACGACAAUAUUUAUGAGAGAGAGUUCAGCUAUCAUUCUAAAUUUACAUUUGAUAACGUUCAGUAUUGUACCAGAGAAGCGUGUAAAAACUUAGCAUACGACGACUCUUAUGUAAAUCUUGAUGGAAACUUUUUUCGCAUAGAAAACGUUUUGACGGAUAAAAAUAACAAAAUCUACAUAAUUGGAUUCAAACUCUUAACAGCUAAGAUAAGUGUAAAUAUGUAUUCAUAUAAAGAAACCAACCAAUGUUAUCUUAAGCAAGUUACCAAAAACAUUCGAAUUUGUGUCAACACAGAAGUCCAAAAUGAGUCUUGUAAAACAAAUUAUGUUUCGUCGUGUAAACCGAACACACAAGUAAACUAGGGACAAUAUUGUAAUUGAGUCACUUGUUUGUUCCUUUGUAAGUAAUAAAUACUAAAAAAACA
This is a messenger RNA of Armigeres subalbatus, 2962 nucleotides long. RefSeq lists its product as uncharacterized. The record is from RefSeq and is a predicted model, not a curated record. NCBI's taxonomy places the organism in Eukaryota, Metazoa, Arthropoda, Insecta, Diptera, Culicidae. The transcript is spliced from 4 exons. Bases 408 to 2900 code for a protein of 830 amino acids.